AUGGAGAUCAGUGUCGGCCAAUCGGAAGGCGGCCACAAGCGGUACCAGCGCACGUACCUAGCCUGUAGAAACUGUAGACAAAGAAAGGUCAGAUGUGAUCUAGGUGAUCCACUGAAACCACUCCUGGUUUGUGCGCGCUGUCGAAGAGAAAGGAGGGCGUGUGUGUUCGAGGCGAAGAAGAGGAGAAGCGUGGACUCACUUGUGGUGGCCAACAAUGAGGAACCUGGCGCGACUGAAGAUAUGCUCGGGAAUCUGAAUUAUUCCACUGGAGGCGUGGAAAGUGCGAAGUCCCCGAAACAUUUCUCCACGAUGAAUGGCGCCCUUGCAUUUUUAGCCAAUGCGGCCGGAAGGAUGGCUGCUGAUGAGAAAAAGGAUGAAGUUGUAGAUAUGAACCAGGCACCUAGUGUUGGCCACUCCGAUACAUCGCAUAGCCUGACUCCCGCUGAAACCCCGCGUAAUGAAGAUAAGAUUCCUCUCACGAUGCUCUCGCUGGUUCCGCCAUAUAUGAAUAAUGGCGGCGAUCCCUAUUCCUCGUCGCCCUCAGUGCGGGCACGGUCUCGGAACAGUCUCUUCGGGGAAAAGAAGCCGCGGAAUGAUAAGAACGGGCUCUUUCGCAAUAAUCCAGCGGAUCCACUUCGGCCGGAUCAUGUGGCUAGAAGUUAUUCAUUGCCAGUAGGUCUGAAUAAUUAUCAAUAUGCGAACUUCGCAAGUACUCCCCCGCUGCUGAAACAAGAAUCAAUACCUGGCGAUCAAUUCCCGGUUCCGGUUUCUAGCUCACUGCACUUCGUCGCUGCGGAUAGGAAUCAGGCUGAAGGAUAUCCAAGAACAAACUUGCGGGCAAAUCUUUCCGACGCUCAGAUCAACAAAGCUGCCUCGUUGGAGGAUAUCGAAUACAUUGGUGAGCUCGGCAUUCUCACGGCAUCUGAGGCUGAUUACUUCAUCAGAAUGUACUUUUCUACUCUACAUCCAUUCUUUCCUCAUAUCCCCAAGUUUUUGCAUCUGCCAAAAGUCUUGAGCGGGUAUCCAUUGCUUCUUUGUGCAAUUCUUACAAUAUCUGCUCGAUACCACCCACUAGAAAGCUCGUCUGCUGAUGGAACUCGCCGCAAUAUCGAAAUUCACGAUCGCCUUUGGCUACAAGUUCAGGGCAUGAUCUCUAGGACUGUAUGGGCCGAGGCUAGUACACGCUCCAUUGGAACCGUUUUUGCAUUUUUGCUUCUUACGGAAUGGAACCCGCGUGCAAUUCAUUGGCGUUCCUCGGACUAUGCAAAUAAGGCAGAGGAUAUGACGGAUACAAGAGACUCCGACUCGAUUGCAACUGACUUCCCCAUGAACUCUGGGCCCGAGCCUGCUGGUUUGGGUGCGAUGCGACGCUCAUAUCGUAUGGCUUGGAUGUUGAUUGGCUCAGCGGUAAGAUUGGCCCAAGACAUGGCGUUCAUGGAAAUCAGUUCAUGUACCUUCCUCGCGACCCACAUCGCGGAGAUUAAUUCUGUAAUGAAUAUGAAGAGGCGAAGCAUGUUGAGUCAUUCUCUAGCCGAGGUCGAUAUGCUCACGUACAACAUAUCAGAGGCCGAGAUGGAGCUGCAAGAGGAAAAGGAGUACAACGUGAACAAUAAAUACAGAAACCAAACAAAGGGCCUUGAAUAUCAGCCCUUGCCAUUCACAGAAGUUCAAAGAGCUCAAAUUGAGCUUUUGCAGAUUAUCUCUUUGGGACACGAGUCUUUGUACGGCUAUAAAGCACAAUUAGGCUGUUUGAGCCAAAGACAGAAUCUUGCAAUUCUCAAUAUAAUGAACCCAAUGAUCAAAAAUUGGGGUGUAAAAUACCGCAAUCUCCUUAUACCAACAAGGUCAAAGAACAUCCAUGAGUUACAAAAUAACGAGGUCAAGAAUCUAAGUGGACCUGCCCUUGAAAAAGUGCAUCAACUUGUAUGGAAUGAAUCUUUCAUAUUUGAUUUCAACUACACGAAGUUGUACAUAUUUUCCUUGGCCUUAAGUCCCUCGCCCGAGUCAAAUGGCGACCUGAAGGAGGGAAAGAUUGCACUUAAACUUGACGAAAUUUCUAAGAGCGCAAAGUAUAUUGAACUGGCUUUCAAUUCUGCAAACGAAAUUUUACAAGUGGCACAUAGAGUUCAUAAGCUUCAAAUGUUAAAGUACAUGCCUGUGCGGUGGGUCACGAAAGUUGUGAGGGCUGUUGCCUUUAUCGUGAAAUGUUACUUAACAAUUACGGCACAUAAAUCAGCAGAAGCGAUGGAUAGAGCUCCUUCUAGCUCAGAGGAUUUUGACUCAACUGUUCUUUCAUUAUCCCUCAUCUCUGUCGAUCAAAUCGUUAAGAGCAUAUACGAUGCAGCAGUCACUUUGCGAGAUUGUUCUCCAGACGAAUUGCAUCUAUGCUCAAGCUACUCCAAAAUUUUAUUCUAUUUAUAUUCUGAGAUGAAACAAUCCAAUUCACGUUCCGUGAACGAAUUGAACCCGAUUUCAUCAGACCCACAGCAAUCCUACCCUCAACAAAGCCUGGCACUGAACGAUGUAAAAACAGAAAGUGAGAUAAACGAGCCCAAAGAGGUUCGGAUAUCUCCCCCCGACAACAUCACGGAAAUGGGUUUCGUUCCUGAAAAUGACCUCAUGGAUUGGUUCAUUAACAACAGAGAUAUGGGUGGAUUGGACUUUGUUGGUCCUUGGACUGAAUUAAUUGAGCAGCAACUCGAGAGCGGCAAUUUCGAGUUUUAG
This is a messenger RNA of Australozyma saopauloensis, 2724 nucleotides long. RefSeq names its product Aro80p (gene ARO80). The coding region runs from base 1 to 2724 and encodes 907 amino acids. Gene Ontology annotation, cellular component: nucleus. Gene Ontology annotation, biological process: aromatic amino acid catabolic process; positive regulation of transcription by RNA polymerase II. The transcript has a single exon. The record is from RefSeq and is a predicted model, not a curated record. NCBI's taxonomy places the organism in Eukaryota, Fungi, Ascomycota, Pichiomycetes, Serinales, Metschnikowiaceae. Gene Ontology annotation, molecular function: zinc ion binding; DNA-binding transcription factor activity, RNA polymerase II-specific.